This is a messenger RNA of Parathielavia appendiculata, 1124 nucleotides long. RefSeq lists its product as uncharacterized. The coding region runs from base 106 to 969 and encodes 287 amino acids. The record is from RefSeq and is a predicted model, not a curated record. NCBI's taxonomy places the organism in Eukaryota, Fungi, Ascomycota, Sordariomycetes, Sordariales, Chaetomiaceae. Gene Ontology annotation, biological process: protein import into mitochondrial intermembrane space. The transcript has 3 exons. Gene Ontology annotation, molecular function: protein-disulfide reductase activity. Gene Ontology annotation, cellular component: mitochondrial intermembrane space.
ACGAAGCUCGGGAUUCCAGGAGGGUUGCGGCGGCCACCUUCGUUUUGCGCGUCGGUAGUUUUCUCUCUCGCACGGUAGCGCCCCGUCAUUAUUCCUCCCAACAAGAUGUUCCGCACAGCCCUCCAGUCAACGCCCCGCGCGGUACGCGCACUCAGGCCCAAGCUCGCUUCAGGGCCCCGGCGAUUCGCCUCGACAGCGCCGGCAAACAAGAAGGGCACAUGGAAGGGCACCGCCCUGCGAUGGGGUCUCGCCAUUGGCGCCGUCUACUUCUACAACACCAGCCCUAUCUUUGCCGAUGAGCUACCGGCCGACGCACUCCCUGCGCCGGCUCACUUCUCCGAUGCCGACCUCCCCACCGUCGAUGCCUUGAUGGAGCAGAAGCGGCGCCAAGCAGCGGCUGCCGCCCCGCCACCACCACCGCCGCCGACCAAGACAGUCGAGGAGAAGCCGGCAGAGACGACAGAGGCAACGACCAAGCAAGCGAAGCCCGCUGAGACCGAGGCAACACCAGCGCCUGCCGUUGAGGAAGAACACGAACCCGGCUCGCCUGAGGCGCUGGCGCAGGAGGCCACGCAGCAGGGCGCGUUCGACCCGGAGACCGGCGAGAUCAACUGGGACUGCCCGUGCCUGGGCGGCAUGGCGCACGGGCCGUGCGGCGAGGAGUUCAAGGCGGCCUUUAGCUGUUUUGUGUAUUCCAAGGAGGAGCCCAAGGGGAUGGACUGCAUCGACAAGUUCCAACACAUGCAGGACUGCUUCCGGAAGUACCCCGAGGUUUACGGCUCCGAGUUAGCCGACGAUGAGGACGAGGAGGCGGCUCCUGCUCCGGAGAAUACCCUGGCAAAGGUCGAGGAUGGCCAAGCGAAGCCGGUGCAAGAGAAGACAGCAGCCCGGGCUGAGAAAGAAGAGAGGGCUAAGCCUCCCAAGCCGGCUACCGACGCGACUGACGCGAACAAGGGCAAGCAGCAAUGAAUGUACAAACCAAAUUCGCGGCCUGUACAAGCUGUGGAUGCAGAGCGAAGCGGCGUGUUUGCUGCUGGGUGUAUAGGGGGCUGGAGCCACGCACAUUGUACGACUCUUGAUGUAUACUAUUUAGAUAGAGGCUCAAUAGACCUUUCUCUCAUUCA